AUGUCUCAAGAGUCGGGCCCUCGAAUUGUCAUCUAUUACCAGACUCAGAUUCAUGCCGACGGUUCCGUUUGUUCAAUUCUUCCACUGAUUACGAAACCUAUCACCUUUGUCACUCAUGUAAACGUCGCCGCUAUACAUCUCAAUGACCCACCAGGAAAUAUCACAUUAAACGACCACGAUCCCUCUCAUCCGAGAUAUUUUACACUAUGGGCUGAACUUCGUGCACUACAAGCUAGCGGUGUCAAGGUGCUUGGCAUGCUGGGAGGCGCAGCAAAAGGUUCUUUUUCUCGACUUGACCUUGACGAAGAAACCUUUGAACUGUACUACGUUCCACUUAGAGACAUGAUUCGGGAAAGAGCCCUUGACGGUCUUGACCUGGAUGUUGAAGAGAACAUGACGCUUAAUGGUAUAAUUCGGCUAAUCGAUAGACUCAGAACAGAUUUUGGGAAGCAAUUUUUGAUUACUCUCGCACCUGUCGCGGCUGCUUUGAUAUCUGGGAAUCCGAAACAUAAUCUUAGUGGCUUCUGCUAUGAAGCACUAGAGGUGAUGAGGAGCUCAGAGAUUGCAUGGUAUAAUACACAGUUCUAUUGCGGUUGGGGUGACUUAUCAUCAACUGCUGGGUACGAUGCAAUCAUAGCUCGUGGCUUUCCCAUUAAUAAAAUUGUUGUCGGCAUGGUGACGAAUCCUGCUAACGGCAGUGGAUGGAUCUCUUCAUGGAAACUACAAAACCUCCUCUUAGCCCUACAGCUUCGAUAUCCAAAAUUCGGUGGGGUCAUGGGAUGGGAAUAUUUCAACUCCCUUCCUGGUGGCACGCAGAAACCCUGGGAGUGGGCAACUUUAAUGACCAGUUUUUUGAAAUUAAAUCCAUCGACUUCAAGUGUGGAUCAUGCAUCCGAAUCUUCUCUUUCUAAACCUAGAACUCUGCAUGCAAAUGAUGAAUCAAAAACGGAAAACAAAGAAUAA
This is a messenger RNA of Blumeria graminis f. sp. triticale, 963 nucleotides long. Lineage: Eukaryota; Fungi; Ascomycota; Leotiomycetes; Helotiales; Erysiphaceae. The record is from the annotation of a GenBank genome assembly.